Megalobrama amblycephala (Wuchang bream) is the source of this 1397-nucleotide messenger RNA. RefSeq names its product regulator of G-protein signaling 21 (gene rgs13b). Lineage: Eukaryota; Metazoa; Chordata; Actinopteri; Cypriniformes; Xenocyprididae. The transcript has 5 exons. The record is from RefSeq and is a predicted model, not a curated record. Bases 146 to 703 code for a protein of 185 amino acids.
UGGUGAAACGAACCCUUAGCAACCGUCGCAGGGCAUAAAAAGCAGAGCCGGAUACGCAGAAGGGAAACCUGUAGAGCACCAAGUGCAGCAUGAUCACUAGCAGGACCGUGCUGUGGAUUUCUGGGCAAUAAGCCCUCACUCUACCAUGCCUGGCCUAAUCCCACAACCUCUCCCAACGGAUUUCAACAUGGAUAAAGACGACUUGAGGAGAAACAAGACCUUAGGAAAGAACCUCAUGUGCCGACUAAAGUGUAUGUUCACCAGUUCCUCUGCUCCGGAGAGCAGGCUAAGUUUAGAAGACACCCAACAAUGGUCCCAGUCUUUGGAGCGGCUUCUCGGUUCCAAAUAUGGCCUGGCCACAUUCCGCACCUUUCUGAAAUCAGAAUUCAGCGAUGAAAACAUCGAAUUCUGGUUGACGUGUGAGGACUACAAGAAGAUAACGUCGUCCUAUAAGAUGAGCUCGAAGGCGAGGAAAAUCUUCGAGCAAUUCGUCGAAGCAGAAUCUCCGAAAGAGAUUAACAUUGACUAUCAAACACGGGAGGAAAUCAAGAGGAACGUGAGGAGUCCGACGACACAGUGUUUCGACGAGGCUCAGAAGAUCGUUUACGGUCUGAUGGAACGUGACUCUUACCCCAGAUUUCUACGAUCUGAGAUGUACAAGACCCUCCUCGAGUCCCUUGCUGCAGAUGAUCCUCGAGGAUGACUAUAUGGAUAUAUCACACCAAUGCUAAAACUGGAACGGUCUGGUUUGUGCGCAGGACCAGAACCCCAAAGCUUGCGCCCCCACCGUGUGGAACUUCUGAAACUAGCAGGAGACAAAAAGGAGCAAUGGUUGGGAACAUGCUGAUGAUAUCAAAGCAAAUGACAAGAAACACAAGUCCGACAUGUUACUGAAGUGCCAUGAGUGCUUCUUUACUGAGGGUGCUUCCUGUGUAGAUAAGGACGCAGCUCCUUCAAGCCCUUCCGGUGGUUUCCGAAGCUACAAGUGUGGGGACAACACUAUUGUCUUUUCCUGGCACUUCCAGAACUGCUUUGCCAUGUCCUAUAAUGACUUUAGUAACAAAAAACUUUUGUGAGAGACACUUUUGUGAGAGGAUCUUGGCAUAUCCUAUUUCAACAUCAGUGCCUAAUUGCCACACAGAUGUAUAACAUCAAAGAAAGAAAUGACCUACUAGAGAGGUUAAGUUAAAAUAAUAAUAAUAAUAAUAAUAAUAAUAACAAGUACAGUUGUAGCAUGUGUGCCACACACAGAAACCGUAGGCAUUACUUGUAAUGUUAUAAAGUUUAAUUUAAAUUAAGAUACUAUUUAUUAGCCGCAGCCACUGGUUGGAUGUUGACUUUUGUUAUGUCCACUGUCAUUUUUGAGGACAAUAAAAUAAAGAUUGGACACUGUUGAA